AUGGUUGAGAUAAUGUCUAUGGUGAAAAAAAUUGGCUUGGAUAAUGUGGGUAAAAUAUUCUAUAGCAAAAGACGAAUGGAUGAUUAUUCUGAUUUGUCACUACUUGAGAAUGAUUUAAAUGCUAUGAAUUUGAUGCAAUGGGCGGAUUAUGAUAGAGUUGUCAGUUUGUUUGUUAAACAUGAGUCCCUCGUUUGCAGUGGUAACCAGUCUGAGCUUUCAAAUGUUGUUGAACCAUUGUCAUUUGUUGGGAAUUUAGAAAGUUCUGAGGAGAGAAUCAGUCAAGAAAAUGCAUUUGUAGGUAGUAAUGAGAAUCAGUCUAGUGGUCUAAGUAAAACAUACCUGCAGAAUGUUAUUAAUGAUAGGGAAACAGAUGAAAGUGAUGUUGAUGAUCAUUCAGAUGAAAGUGAUUAUGAUGUAUCAGAUGAUGAAGUGUUGUUUGAUGAUGUUGAAGUUGAGUUGGAUGGUUUGAACGUCCAUAUUAAGUUUUCUGUGGGUGAGGGGAAGAAAAAAACUUAG
Molecule: messenger RNA, 516 nt
Organism: Striga asiatica
Lineage: Eukaryota; Viridiplantae; Streptophyta; Magnoliopsida; Lamiales; Orobanchaceae
Source: the annotation of a GenBank genome assembly